GAGUAGGCGGGUAUAAGAGCGGCUCCCGGCGCGGGGGAUAUGAGCUGCUGCUGCUGCCUGUUCUCUCUCUUUUCACUCAGGGCUCCUUGUUGUCAGCGGACGGAUCACCAUGGCCGAGGAGACUGUGCCGGUGCCAGCCGAGGCGGAGAGGAUGGAAGAUGUCCCGGAGCCCUCAACAUCUGUUGAACAAGUUGAUGGAGUGGAUGUGGACAGUGAAGCCAAGAGGCUUAUGGGCUGUGGCAGUAAACACCUGGUCAUGAAGGACAUCCAGUCUGCUGUGGCUGCAUUCCAGGAAGCUAGCAGCAUUCUAGGUAAGAAGUAUGGAGAGACUGCAGAUGAGUGUGCAGAUGCCUUUUUCUACUAUGGGAUUGCUCUCCUGGAGUUGGCACGCAUGGAGAAUGGUGUUCUGGGUAAUGCCUUGGAUGGGGUCCCAGAGGAUGAAGAGGAAGGUAGUGAAAAAGAGGAAGACCCUAAAAUCCCCAGUGCUUCUGGCCUACCUGAGAAAGAAAGGGAGCUGUUAAGAGAGCAGGUAUAUGAUGCAAUGGCAGAAAAAGAAAAGGCUGGGCAAGAACCAGAGAAGGCUGGCAAAACUGAAGAGCCUGCAGCUGAAGUAAAAGAUGAGAAAGGGGCAUCAGAAAAAGAUAAGUGUGCUGUAGCAUUAGAGGUAACAGCCGAAAAAUGCACUGAGGAGAAAGCUAAUUGCCCUGAAUUGAAAGAGGAGAUGGGUACAGAAGGAAAAGCGGACACGGACCCUGAAUUAAAAGAGGAGAAAAGUAUGGAUGGAAAAGAGGAGAAAAGUACAGAGGGAAAAGCUGAUGCAGACCCUGAAUUAAAAGAGGAGAAAAGUACGGAGGGAAAAGCUGAUGCAGACCCUGAAUUAAUAGAGGAGAAAAGUACAGAGGGAAAAGCUGAUGCAGACCCUGAAUUAAAAGAGGAGAAAAGUAUAGAGGGAAAAGCUGACGCAGACCCUGAAUUAAAAGAGGAGAAAAGUAUAGAGGGAAAAGCUGACGCAGACCCUGAAUUAAAAGAGGAGAAAAGUACAGAGGGAAAAGCUGACGCAGACCCUGAAUUAAAAGAGGAGAAAAGUAUAGAGGGAAAAGCUGACGCAGACCCUGAAUUAAAAGAGGAGAAAAGUACAGAGGGAAAAGCUGACGCAGACCCUGAAUUAAAAGAGGAGAAAAGUACGGAGGGAAAAGCUGACGCAGACCCUGAAUUAAAAGAGGAGAAAAGUACGGAGGGAAAAGCUGACGCAGACCCUGAAUUAAAAGAGGAGAAAAGUACGGAGGGAAAAGCUGACGCAGACCCUGAAUUAAAAGAGGAGAAAAGUACGGAGGGAAAAGCUGACAAAGACCCUGAAUUAAAAGAGAAAAGUACAGAUGGUAAAGAGGAAGGUGCUGAGGAAAAAAGGGAUGUUGAGAUGGAGUGUGAUAAACCCUAUGAGGCUCCAGAAAGCACUAGCACAGAGAAAGUUGAGGAAACUCCUGAGAAGGUUGUAAAGGAUGACAAAACUGAGACCACCAGUGAGGCUGUGGGUGAGGUGAAGGAAGCCGUUGCAGCUGUAGAGGAAUCUAAAGAUGCCAAAGAACAGACAGAAGAGAUGGAAGCAGACUCUACCCAGGAGACUGAAGAAAAAACAGCUGACAAACCGAAGGACACAAAGGAUGGGUCUGAGCCUGCAGCCGGGAGUGAAGAAGCUGCUCCCAAAGAGGAAUCUGCUGAUGAAGAGCAAGAGGCUGAAGGUGAUGAAGCAAUGGAGGGUGAAGAAGAGGAUGAAGCAGAUUCUGAAGAAAAUGAAGGAACGGACGAGAAGGAGAAUGAAGAGGAUGAUGUUGGUAAUCUGCAGCUGGCCUGGGAGAUGUUGGAGCUCUCAAAGAUAAUAUUUAAAAGGCAACAGGACAAGGCAUCACAGCUGAAGGCUGCUCAAGCACACCUAAAACUGGGAGAGGUCAGCGUUGAGUCAGAGAACUACAGCCAGGCAGUGGAGGACUUUCUUGCAUGUCUGACUAUCCAGAAGGAGCACAUGGAGGAACAUGAGAGACUGCUUGCAGAGACUCACUAUCAGCUCGCCCUGGCCUAUCAGUAUAAUGGCAAACACGAGGAAGCAAUGUCUCACUUUACACAGUCCAUUGAAGUAAUAGAGAAGAAAAUGGUUGUGCUCACAGAGAAGUUGAAGAAGGCUACAGGAUCUGAUGAACUUCAAAAGGAAAUGGAUGAAUUAAAGGGGCUCCUUCCAGAUAUCAAGGAGAAGAUUGAAGACUCAAAGGAAGCACAGAAAACUGCAGAUGUGACUGACAAAGCACUUAAAGAGACCCUGGCUGGAGGAUCUUCAGCUUUUCCAAAAGAGAAUGGAGGCACUUCAACAUCUGCUCCGGUUGAGCAGAGUCCAGACUGUACUGUACCUGUCACAAAUUGUGUAUCGGACAUCUCUCAUCUUGUGAGGAAAAAGCGAAAACCAGAGGAGAGUCCAGUGAAAGAGGCCAAGAAACCAAAGUCUGAGCCUAUAGAAAAUGGAGCUGCAAGUGGGGAUGCAGUAGUACCCACAAAUGAAGAGGCAGAGAAAGCUGAACAGGCAGAGAAGCAGACGGCAAUGGAUACUACAGCAGUGGAGAGUACUGCAUGAUAUACCUCAAAGGGACUUUUGUAUAUAAAUGUAUUUUUUUCCAUUUUUGGUUCAAAGCAUCUUUUUGUAAAAGAAAUAAAGAAUUAAAAAAAGCA
Messenger RNA from Pseudophryne corroboree (corroboree frog), 2715 nucleotides. It is a transcript of the gene NASP, whose product is annotated as nuclear autoantigenic sperm protein. Gene Ontology annotation, cellular component: nucleoplasm. The record is from RefSeq and is a predicted model, not a curated record. The transcript has 15 exons. The coding region runs from base 110 to 2620 and encodes 836 amino acids. Gene Ontology annotation, molecular function: histone binding. Gene Ontology annotation, biological process: CENP-A containing chromatin assembly; DNA replication-dependent chromatin assembly. Lineage: Eukaryota; Metazoa; Chordata; Amphibia; Anura; Myobatrachidae.